Molecule: messenger RNA, 2622 nt
Organism: Durio zibethinus
Lineage: Eukaryota; Viridiplantae; Streptophyta; Magnoliopsida; Malvales; Malvaceae
Product: protein LNK1-like
Biological process (GO): circadian rhythm; regulation of DNA-templated transcription
Source: RefSeq, a predicted model, not a curated record
AAUUCAGAGGAAAAAACAAGACGAAAACACAAAAAUAAAAAAAAGUUGAGUGCCCUCGUUGUUCUCUAGAGCCUCCCAGAAAUUUCAUCUUUUGAAUUUAGGGUAAAAGAGUUCGUUCAGUUAACUGCUGAAUAACUUUGUACUGUGGAUUUCUUAGACUUCUUUUUUUGCAGAGUUUUGUCUUUAUUGGAAAAAAAAUCUGUUUUUUUUGGGGUAUUUGACUUUCAGGCGAAGUUUAUCGGUUUGAGAACGCUUAACCAGACAUAAAUUGUCUGUCAUAAACAUGACAGCUGAUCAAAACAUUGAAUUUGUGAUUAGUGGUGGAUAAGGAUCUUGGAGUUAUGUCUGACUUGUGCAUGUACGAGCUUGAAGAUAAUGUUUGGGAUGAAUUUGGCACUAGUGAUGAUCAUAUAGUGCCUCGAACUGUUGAUGAAUAUGGGGCUCAAUUCAAAGUUCAAGGUGGUGUACGAAAAAAACCACGACAUGAAGUGAUCGGAGUUACUAGUAAUGCUGAUAAUACAACUAAAUAUGGUAUUUUGGGGGAGAAACAAAAAGACUUACCUACUUUGAGCAAGAACAGAAUGUUAGAAAAGGGUCCGUGGUCUCCCAGUCCUGAUAGCAUGUUUCCCACUUCAGGUGAUAAUGACUCAUUCAAAGAAGUAACAAGCAUGGGUUCUGAUUAUCCAAGGAUAUCCAGCCAUGGUUUCAAAACUGGCAAUAUAGAUUCAGUUGGCAGUGAGUUCUGUGCUGAUGAUCCUGUCUUGGUUGACAAGUGUGCAAUGGAGGACAGUAAUAUUUAUCGUUUCCCACUAAAUCACAUAUCUGAAGCUGAUGAUGAUCUCAGCUUUUUUAAUAAUAACCAUGAGGACAAAGAAAACAGCGAUCUUCUAUAUUAUGGCUGGGGAGACAUUGGGAAUUUUGAGGAUGUUGACAGGAUUUUCAGAAGUUGUGAUUCAACAUUUGGCUUGGUGAGUCUCAUUAAUGAAGAUGAUUUGUGGUGGUUUUCAUCUUCACAAGUGACUGAAGGAUCUCAAAAUGCAUUGAAGACUGAUGCCAAACUGAAUAGUGUACCAGGAGAGUGUGCAACUUCUAGGUCAGAGAGUGCAGGUCCUUCAACUAUUGAUUCCAACAAGAAAAGUGUAUUUCUAAGUGACAAAAUAAGUUCCCUUAAUAUGAGCAGUGAUAAUUCUGGUCGUGCUCACAUGUUGUCUUUGCAUGUAUCCAAUAAAGAAUCUGAAAGUAAGGAUGACCUGACACCCAAUGAGCAGAUCACUCCACAAAAAAGGCACUCAAAGCAACUGAGAGCAUCAGGGGAAAGAAAAGAUCAACAUCUGGAAAAUGGUGGUUCUUUUAACCAAUAUGGUAACAUCAAGCAGUUAUGUACAGAUGUGAAGCACCCCUUUACUGAUUCAUCCUGUCAACUCUUUUCCACAUCAGGCCUUCAGCUGCAAAAGCAAAACAUUGGACCUGAUUCUGUGAGUUAUGUAAAGACAGAUAUUCCUUAUAUGCAUCUCAGCUACAGCAGUCAUUCAGAUCAAAUUUCAAUAUGUCCAACUCUUUCUGGUGCCAAAUCUGAAAAUAAUGGACAUCCUUCUUCAAAAAAUGAGUCAUCUUAUGCAUCAAAUCAGGUACAGUCUAUAGAGAGCUCUUGUGCUCCUUCAUUAGAAGCUCUUGCUAUUAUUUCGAAUGAGAAGGGGGGAAAGCUAUAUCACCAACAAGAGACGCUAGCUCCACUUAAUACAAAUGUCAAGCACGCAAAAAAGGAAAGUCAGAUGGCAUUUUGUGAUCCAUUUAUUGAUCAAAAGCAGGUCCGCCUGUCUGAACAGGAUGAAGAUCAUAGUGAAGUUGAAGGAGUUAGUGUAGGAUACCCAGCAGAAUUAGAUUCUUCAAAUGCACAGGAGAGCUGUUGUGUAAGUUCUGUUUUGGAUGAAGUCUCACAAGAAGCAACUAGUUUUCGGCAGCUUCAGCAUGUCAUGGAAAAGUUGGAUAUCAGGACAAAACUGUGCAUACGGGAUAGUCUAUAUCGAUUGGCUAGGAGCGCUGAACAAAGGCAUAAUGGCACAAACACAAAAGGUGGCAUUAGAGAUGAUAAAGAUGCAAGUGGUUCAUUGGUGGCCGAAGAAACAAACAGGUGCUCUGGUUUUAUGGAUGUGGAAACUGACACAAACCCUAUAGAUAGAUCCAUAGCACACUUACUAUUUCAUAGGCCUUCAGAUCCAUCUCUAAGGCCUAUUACCGAUAAUGCAUCUUUCAAGUCUAAUGGCAGGAUUCGUGGCUCUAUCACUAAUCCACCUGUGAUGUCCAAACAACACAGUUGCCGCGAAGAAACUAAUGCCGGUUCAGAUAAAAAAGUGCUGACAAAAUGUGACAGCAGGUAACUGGGAAUCUGUUAACAUCAGUGCAACCCUUGUAAAAUGUAAUCUAUUUUGUUGUAUGUAAAGUGUUUGUCUUGAGGCCUUAACAUAAGAUGCAGGUUGGUUCUGUGUUUUAGACUUUGGUUUGUUAGAUACACGAUGUUUUUGGUCUGUGUUGUUAUAAAUCCUUGUAAUGGUUUGUGGUAAGCUACUUGUUCGCUUAUCUAUCACUAGUACAUAAAAAAAUUUCUGUUUUCUUUUCUCAAAA